AAAAAUAAAUUAAUUAAUACGUGAAAAAAUGGGACAUAUUAAACCUACACAUAUUUUAUUUUCAUCUUCACAUAAGAGUAUAACUUAUGAUCCAAUACCAAUUAUUUUAAUAUUGGCUAAUUCAGUAAAUUUAAUAGGAUGUAUUGAAGUUAGUUAUCGCGUUUAUUAUAAAAAAUGUAAAAUUGGAAAAUAUCUACUUUUACCUUUAGAUUCAAAAUUUUCUUUAUAUAUUGCUAUUUCAAACGGUCUUCUUGCUGUAAUGCAAAUCAUUGACAUGGUACUCACUUGUACAAACAUGUUAAAACCUGGUGCAAUUUGUGAUAUAACAGGAAGAUUUUCACCAAGUUUUUUAACAUUAAAUCUACUUUCAGUUAUGUCUUUUGCAUAUUUAAUUUAUUUGAAAAUAUGUAAAAAUAUUGAUGUGAAUGAAAAAACUGGAAAAUAUGAUUGGAAAUUAUGGAAAUUAUUAUUUCUGGUUUCUUGGGUUGCAACUAUUUUCGGUUUAAAUAGAUAUGAACCUCGAAGUCUAUGGUGUACGAAUCAACCGAAAGGAGAAAUUAUAUAUUUAUCUAAUAUAAUAUUUAUUAUAAGUGUAUUAUUCUCUACAAUAUUAAUAUACUGUAAACUUAAAAAUUCAAAUAUGAAUCAAAUAAGUAUAGUUGAGAAAUAUAUACCUACUCAUCCGCAUAUUGUGCGAAAUGCUGCUUCUUAUUUAUUAGUAUUCUUUUUACAAUGGACUUGCAUUUUGAUAUAUAAUUUUUCGUCAAUUUUUGAAAUAAAUGAUAAAUUAACGAAAACAUAUUUUGCAGCAUUAUUAAUUUUAGGUAUUAAUUUUGGUGGAAUCGGUAACGCCAUGGUAUAUAUUAUAAAUGAGUAUAGAACACAAAUCAUUGAAGAAAAUUCUGACAAUUUGAUGGGUUCUUUCUCUACUAAAACUUAUGGAUCAUUAGAUUGUUAAUUUAUGUUUAAAAAAAAAAAAAAAGUUUCAAUAUAUAGUGAUGUAUAGUGUAAAAAUCAUUCGUUAGGAAAAUAUACGUUUAAUAUGUAAUUUUUUUAAAUAAGUUCAUUGUAUUAUAAAUAUUUCAUUAUC
Rhizophagus irregularis DAOM 181602=DAOM 197198 is the source of this 1090-nucleotide messenger RNA. RefSeq lists its product as uncharacterized. The record is from RefSeq and is a predicted model, not a curated record. NCBI's taxonomy places the organism in Eukaryota, Fungi, Glomeromycota, Glomeromycetes, Glomerales, Glomeraceae.